AUGGAUCCAGCUUCUCCUGUUGUCGCCCGCGCCGUGAUGGAAGGCCUCACCACCGGCCGUGAUGGUGACAGCUUCAAGGCUCGGUACCGACCCGCUGAUCCGAUCCGCCUGGACGUUGCGACUGUCUACCUUGACGACAAUCGAUUCUGGGAUACAGAGCCCCAGCGGCUGAUCAUGCCUAUUCCGGAGGGCCCCCUCACACGAGCUUGGGAAGAAGAUGGAAAUGCCAACGGCCUACUCAAGACCAUCCCUGAGGCCCUGGAUGCUUGUGGCGUCAAGUUCACUCUGGUCACUUUUGUGGCCGCUGCCGAGCUCAGAGCCCGUGUCACUACCGGCUCACCGGCUCCUCAGCGCGGUUCUCAUUAUCAACUCUUCGUCCCCCCCACCGUCAUAGUUGCCCUACUACCGGGCACGAGCACCGAGUUCGCGGUCAAGCAGUCCUUGUUGGCCAUCGGCGGUGAGCUUGCCAACAUUGGCAGCCCCUCCAAUACGGGCACGCUCACCGGUUAUGUCAAGAUGCGCAAGGGCGACGAAGCCUGCCUCGUCGCGCUCACUUGCCACCAUAUCGCUGUGCCAGACACCGGAGAGCCCGUGCUGCCCAGUGAUUCCCCUCAGAUCGCCAUUGAGUGCCCCUCGCCUGAAGACUACACCAACGUGGUUCGGUCCCUCCUGAUCAAGGCCACCAGCACCCACACGUCCAUGGCCGCAGCGCUGAGACCCGCCAUACCCAUCCCCGCUCCAUACAUGCGCGGCUUCCAGGUCAACACCGUUGCCGACAUGCUCGCCUGCUGCCACGCCGCGCCGCGCCACUUCGGCACAGUCAUCGCCUCUUCCGGCUUGUCGGCGAAGUCACCCCACGGCGCCCGCCUCGACUUGUUUCUGGCUUUCUCUGACGACGAGGAAGAGUCGAGUGACGAUGACAAUACGAGGAUGGGGAGAAGGACAUCACCCCAGCCAGUCAAGAAGAAGGCUGCUCCCGUCAGCACUGUCACCCCGCGGAAGGACAACAAGCUUAUCCUCAAGCUGACGCCCAAGCAGGGUCAGAUGUCCCCUAGUAAGGGCACUGCCACCCCGCUGGCAGGACUCAGCUCUCUCAGCUUGGCUACCCCAAAGGGAAGUGCCGCCCGUGGCAAGUGGCCCACCCCAACCUCAAGCGCAAAGAAGCGAUACGCUUCUCGAGAGGAGUCAACUCCAUCCAAGCGCCGGAAGGAGGAGGGAGUCAUUCUUUCUUACCUGGAAAUACAUAAAGGGUUUCUAUCUUAUAUGUUGCUGCUAUUACUGACUUGGGCCGCCGUGAAGGUCGACGAGUCUCGUAUCGGUGCUACUGAUGGCGCCAUCAACAACGUCUUUCCAGCCCUCUCCGCGGCCAUCAUCUACUCCUCCUCAGCCUGCAAGUUCGGCCGCACCACGGGCGCCACGGCCGGCGUCCAGGCCGGCGUCCGUUCCAUCAUCCGCCGCUACCUCCCCGGCGGCCCCCACAUCGAGAGCAUCGAGCAGGCUGUCAUGGACGACCCCGGCUGCGCCACCGCCCCGUUUGCCCGCGCCGGCGACUCGGGCGCGAUGGUCUGUGACCCCGAGCGGUGCUGCUUCCUCGGCCCGCUGUGGGGUGGACUGGAGGACGGCAAGGGCAAUAUGCUCCAGCUCGUGUACUUCUACACGCCUCUGAACGACGUCAUGGAGGAUUUGCGUAGAGUCUUCGCGGCCUCUGGUGUGGAGGUGGAGUGGGCCUAG
This is a messenger RNA of Thyridium curvatum, 1731 nucleotides long. RefSeq lists its product as uncharacterized. The record is from RefSeq and is a predicted model, not a curated record. The transcript has 8 exons. Bases 1 to 1731 code for a protein of 576 amino acids. NCBI's taxonomy places the organism in Eukaryota, Fungi, Ascomycota, Sordariomycetes, Thyridiales, Thyridiaceae.